GCGGCGGCGGGGAUGGAGGCCAUGGAGCCGCUGUGGGCGCUGCUGGACGAGGUGGCCCUGGAGGGGCUGGACGGCAUCACCGCGGCCGCGCUCUGGCAGCGCCUGGCCGCCCGCUCGCCGCCCUUCCCGCUGCCGCUGGAGCCCGACACGCAGCAGCUGCUCUGGGCCGCGCUCAGCGCCCAGCCCGACGUGCGCUUCUACCUCCUGCCCCGGCCGCGCCCGCCGCUCCGCCUGCACGACCGAUAUGAAGAAAUAGACCUUGAGACAGGAAUAUUGGAAACCAAAAGAGAUCCUGUUUCUUCAGAUGAUAUUUAUCCUAUCCACAUGAUUUUGGAUAACAAAGAUGGCAUACAAGGUUCCUGCCAGUAUUUUAAAGAGAGAGUAGACAUCACUGAUCAAAUAAGGAAGAGGGAUUUGCAGCCUUGUUAUACUUACAAAGAAGCUGUUGAAAAAUGGGGAGAGCAAUUAGUCAUUGUUGCUUCCCAGGAGCAGCGUUACAGAGCUUUGAUAGGCUGGGAGGGGGACCCUGACUUGAAACUCCCUGACUUUUCCUACUGCAUUCUGGAGCGUCUGGGCAGAGCUCGCUGGCAGGGAGAGCUUCAGAGGGACCUUCACACUGGGGCUUUCAAAGUGGAUGCUGGAAAGCUCCAUUAUCACAGGAGGGUGUUGGACAGAAGUGGUCUGAUAACGAUGCAGUCCCACGUCAUCCGGCUGCCGAGUGGAGCACAGCAGUACUCAAUUCUGCUGCUCCUGACUCGCUUCCACGUUGAUAGGAGGAGCAAAUAUGAUAUUCUGAUGGAGAAGCUCUCAAGUAUGCUAAGUGCUCGUUCAAACCAGAUGGAAACAUUAGGAAACUUGAGGGAAGAAUUGGGCCUUUGUGAGAGAACCUUCAAACGUCUCUAUCAGUACAUGAUGAAUGCUGGCCUGGCCAAGGUUGUGUCUGUCCCCUUGCAAGACAUAAAUCCCAAUGGAGGACCCUGCAAGACAAAGAAAGGGACUGAUGUCAUGGUCCGUUGCCUUAAACUGCUGAAGGAAUUUCGGAAGAAAAUGGAAGAUUAUCAUGACGAUGAUGAAGAGAUCAUCACAAAAGUUGUUCAGCCUGUGGAUAUUGUUUGUGAAAGGGAUAUGCUCACCCAGGCAUAUCAGUUAAUUGAAAGUAGAGGAACCAAAGGUAUUUCUCAGGCAGAACUUCGCCUGGCUAUGAAUGUGGGGAAGCUGGAAGCCAGGAUGCUCUGUCGUCUUCUGGAGAGGUACAAAGUUGUCAAGGGUUUUAUGGAGGAUGAAGGUCGGCAAAGGACAACAAAGUACAUUUCCUACAUUUUUGCAGAGGAAAGUGAUUUAAACCGUCAGUUUGAGAGGGAGAAGGCCAGGAGUGAGCAGCUGGCUACAGUUACUUUGGCUCUGGUGCCGGAAGAUUCCCCACCUGUGGAAGAUGCAUCUCCUGGAGAAGAGGAGACUGUGGCCUCAGCAUCUGACAAUGAGGAAGAAGGGAAGGACAGGAAGAAGAGAGGAAAGGGUCAAAAAGCCAGCGCUGGUUCUCCAGUGAAAUCAAGUGUCCAAGGUGAUGUUCAUCAGACAACACCAGCCAAAGGCUCAAAGCCAACAGCUGUGAAGUCUCAGGGAAAGAAGCAGCCUUCUCCUCAAAUUCUUGAAGAUCCUGAGGAGCUCCCAGACAAUAUUUCAGGGGAUAGUUCUACUUUGGGAACUCUAAAGCAGGAGUCCAAUGUUUCUACCUGUGCUCAUCCCAUGGAUGAAGAUGGAGAUGUGGCUGAGGUGGAGGAAGUCAGACUUGAAGAUCCUAAGAAGCCCUGUGGCCCCAGGAAGGAGAAGCGCUGCAAGGCGGCGGCGCUGGAGAGGCCCCACGAGACCUACAGGCUGCUGAAGCGCCGCAACCUCAUCGUGGAGGCCGUGCGCAACCUGCGCCUCAUCGAGAGCCUCUUCACACUUCAGAAGAUGGUGAUGGAUCAAGAGAAGCAAGAAGGUGUCUCCACCAAGUGCUGCAAGAAGUCCAUCGUGCGGCUGGUGCAGAGGCUGGCGCGGGACGGGCUCCUCAGGCUCUACCGCACCACGGUCAUCCAGGAUGGCAUCAGCAAAAAGGUGGAGUUUGUUGUGCACCCCUCGGUGAGUCCCAGUGAUCCCCUGGUGAAAAGCGCCAUCGAGCAGGUGCGCUUCCGCAUCUCCAACUCCAGCACUGCAAACAGGAUUAAAGUCCCCCAGACACCAACAUCCCAGGACCAUGGUGAGGAGGAAAACCAAGGUCAAGAGGCAAUUCCUGAUUCAGGAAAUACACAAGAAAGCUCAUGUAAAGCUGAUAAUAGUCGGGCAGGAAAAACUGAUGAUAAAAUGGGCAUAAUACAGCUGAAGAACUAUCAUCCUGUUACAGUUCCAGGACUUGGACGUUCUCUUGGCUUUCUUCCCAAAAUGCCCCGUUUAAGAAUGGUCCACAUGUUCCUCUGGUAUUUAAUUUAUGGACACCCUUUAAAUGAAACACGGAAAAAAGGAGGCAGUGAUGGUGAGAAAACACAAGGGCUGGAUGAGAAUGCAGCUGUAAUUGAAGCACAGCCAGAUGGGACCUUAGAAAUUGUGACAACUGUGGUGAAUCCUGAGAGCUCUGCACAGGAGACUGAAGUAGAUCUGUCUAGUCAAACAGUGUACGUGGAUGACUCCUCCUGGAUGCGUUACAUCCCUCCCCUGCCCAUGCACAGGGAGUUUGGCUUUGGAUGGGCUCUGGUCAGUGACAUUCUCCUCUGCCUGCCUCUCUCAGUCUUUGUUCAGAUUGUACAAGUCAGCUACAAGGUUGAAGGUCUGGAAGAUUUUUUAAAUGAUCCACUAAAAAAGCACACUCUGAUCAGAUUUCUUCCAAGGCCAGUCCGACAGCAGCUCCUCUACAAAAGGAGGUACAUCUUCUCAGUGGUAGAAAACCUUCAGAGAUUAUGUUACAUGGGACUUCUGCAGUUUGGCCCAACAGAGAAGUUUCAAGACAAAGACCAGACAGAGAGCACCUGCAAAGGAGAAAGCAGACCAGACUUUAUGAGGAUAAGAAAGGUGUUUGUGUACAUGAAGAGAAAUGCUGUGAUUGUGGACACCACCAUCUGUGACCUGCACUACAACCUGGCCCAGAGCAGCCGCCCCUUUGAGCGGCGCUGCUACGUCCUCAACACCCUGCAGGACGUGGAGAACUUCUGGUUUGAUCUGCAGUGUGUCUGCCUGAACACACCCCUGGGAGUUGUCCGCUGUCCUCGGACAAAGAGGAGCAACCUUGCAGGGGAGGAGACUUCCCUGGAUGUGGAAAAGGAGCAGGAGUCAGCAGUGAACAAACACAACCUGGAGCGAAAGUGUGCCAUGCUGGAAUACACCACAGGCAGCAGAGAGGUGGUUGAUGAUGGAACCAUCCCUGGAGAUGGGCUGGGAGCUGCAGGUCUGGAUUCCAGCUUUUAUGGGCAUCUGAAACGCAACUGGAUCUGGACAAGCUACAUCAUCAACAAGACCAGGAAGGAAAAUACAGUUCCUGAAAAUGGGCUGACAGCGAGACUCCAAACGUUCCUCACCAAACACGCCCUGCCACUCAGUACUGGAGGAAACAAAAUUAAUAUUUUGGGAGAAGCAAAGGUAGGAUCAGAGUCACUUAUCCAGAAAGAGGAAUGUAUUGAAAUAACUAAAGAACCAACCCAGGAUCGAACUAAACGAGUGAGAGGUGGAAAAAGCCAAAAGAGGAAGAGGCUUAAGAAAGAUGUUGGAAAGAAGACAAAGAAGAAAAAGAAAGAAGAGGAUUCUGCAGACAAAAGCAAGCGGCUGCGCUACCACGACAAGGCUGACCAGAGCGCCCUGCUGAGGAUGACGCGGCUGCGCGUGACCUGGACGGUGCAGGAGGACAGCCUGCUCAUGCUCUGCAGGAUUGCCAGCCACGUGCUCAAUGCCAAGGUGAAAGGGCCCUUUGUGCCCUGGCAGGUGGUGAGGGACCUGAUGCACUCCAGCUUCGAGGAGUCCCUGGAUAAAACCUCCCAUUCCGUGGGACGCAGAGCCCGCUACAUUGUCAGAAACCCACAGACCUACCUCAAUUACAAAGUUUGCCUUGCUGAAGUUUACCAAGAUAAAGCCCUCAUUGAUGAUUUUAUGAAUAGAGAAAAUAAUUAUGAAGAUCCACAGGUUUGUGCAAAUGAGUUUAAAGAGUUUGUAGAAAGACUGAAAGAGAAAUUCAGUUCGACCCUGGGGAACCCCAAACUGGAGAUUCCUGACACUCUGGAGGAACUCUUUGCCAGAUUUCGAGUGCUGGCAAUCGGAGAAGACACAAAUCAAGGCACAAAAGAGGAUAACCUGAGCAGUAUUUAUGAUAUUCAUUUUCUGGUGCUGCAGAAUCUGAUUCAGAGCACACUGGCACUCUCAGAUCACCAGAUGGAAUCUUGCCAGUCAUUUCAGACGUUCAGGCUGUACCAGGAGUACAGGGAUGACAUCCUGGUGAAGGCUUUCCUGGAGUGCCAGAGGAGGAGCCUGGUCAACCGCCGCAGGGUCAACCACACGCUGGGGCCCAAGAAGAGCCGCGCGCUGCCCUUCGUGCCCAUGUCCUACCAGCUGUCCCAGAGCUACUACAGAGUUUUUACGUGGCGCUUCCCCAGUACCAUUUGUACAGAGUCCUUCCAGUUCCUGGAGAAGCUCAAGGAUGCUGAAAAAUCAGACCAGCCACACAAUUUCUCAUUUAAAGAUGAAGAAAAUGCAUCAUCAGAAGGCAUGGUGGCAUUUCCCAUGGAUGGCCCUGGUGGCCAGUGUGUGGCCAUGCUCUCCCUGUUCUCCCUGGGACUGGUGGCUGUGAAUGUGAGAAUCCCAGAGCAGAUCAUUGUGGUGGACAGCUCCAUGGUGGAAAAUGAAGUGAUAAAAAGCUUGGGAAAAGAAGGACUGGAGGACGAGGAUGAUGAGGAUGACGACUUGGACGAGAGCUCGGGAGGCAAACGCAGGAUCGAAGUGAAGCCUCGCCAGGCCUCUCACACCAAUUAUUUACUGAUGAGAGGCUACUACUGCCCUGGCAUCGUCAGCACGCGCAACCUGAGCCCCAGCGACAACAUCGUGGUCAACUCCUGCCAGGUGAAGGUCAGGCUCAGGUGCACCCCCAUCCCAGGAAGGCUCAGCUCUCCAGUUCCUUCCCUGCUGGAUCACAUGGCUGUUGGCAUCUCCUGCCUCCCUGAAACUUUCACCAGGCUGAUAAAAAUCCAGGAAGAAAACUAUGAUGUGGAUAAGUUUCUCCACGAGUGUAGGGAGCGUUAUGGGUACAGCCCCGGGGAUGUGGCAGCUGCUCUGGAGAUCAGGAAGGCCAUAGAGGCCACUUCCCACUUUGGGAUUUGCAAAGCUGAGCUGAGCAAACGUUUCUGCAGCUAUGAGCAGGUGGAAGCUGAACGCAGCAGGAGCUUGGAGCAGUACAUCCAGGACCUCAUUGAAAUGCAGCAGGUUUUAGAAGUAGGAGGCCACACUGUCAGACUGGUGGCCAUAGUGUUUGCCAAGCCCUGGCUGCUACGCUCAGUGUGCCUGAAGAACAAAGCAGAGGAUGCUGAGCAGCCAGGGGCAGACCCUGCUCUCCCAGAUGAACACCUGCCCUCGGAGCCAGGGAAGGGACUGGAAUGUCUGGGAGAGGAGGAGCAGCUGGGAAAAGACACACAGUGUGCCAAUGAUGACGAGCCCCCGAGGAAGAGAUGUAAGACUGACAUCCUUCAGAGUGACAGUCACCUCUGCCAGGGUGCACAGCCUGCUCUGGCAAGUGCAGAUGGCAGGAACUUGGAUGCAGCUGUUUCUGAGCCUGUCCCAAGGAAGGAAGCUGUUACUGGGAGUGAAGAAGCUCCAGGAGGAGGCUCCCUGGAGCCUCCAGCUGAACUCCCAGAGCCUGCUCCAGAGGCUGUGGAUGUGGACACUUACAAGGAACAAGAUAAAUCUCAUUCUGAGGACAAAGAACCUGAAGUAGAGAACGAUGAGCUCAGCACUGAGCACAGCAAGCAGAUCCCUAUCCCUGAACAAUCAGCCAGUGAGCAGGAUGAUGAUCUUUCCUGCUUCCAGGAGAACCCAGGAGUCUCUAAAGGAAGCUCCAUGACAGAUGUCUCCCAGGCAGCCAGGGACGGGGCCUGUGAGAGCGUUUCCUUCAUCGGGAGGCCGUGGAGGAUCGUGGAUGGGAAGCUGAACAAGCCGGUGUGCAAGGGGAUGAUGGAGGCCGUGCUCUACCACGUGAUGAGCAAGCCGGGCGUGCCGCAGGCCGGGCUGCUGCAGCACUACAGCGGCGUGCUGCAGCCCGUGGCCGUGCUGGAGAUCCUGCAGGGUCUGGAAACUCUUGGUUGCAUCCGACGAUUCUACAUGAAAAAGCCAUCCCCAGUGUCACUCUUUUCUCAGCCAGUUGUGGAAGAACAACUACAGAAUCCCAAACUAAGUGAAAGCCCAACCAUCUACUAUGAGCCCACAAUAGACUGUACUCUCAGGCUGGGGAGAGUGUUCCCCUGCGACAUGAACUGGAAUAAAUGGGUGCAGAUUAUCCCUGGAUAGAAGGGGUAAAGCUCAGUGAUAGGAAAUUGGCCUUGCCUGUGGGAGAGAGUGUUCAUGGAGAUGAAAUGUUACAAUUUGUGCUCCAUCAUGUUUUUAUUAAGUUAUUUAUCGUUUUUACUUCUGAAUGUAUUUAAACUGAGAAUAAAGCUUGAUGUUAAAACACAAGUAA
Messenger RNA from Onychostruthus taczanowskii (white-rumped snowfinch), 6682 nucleotides. RefSeq names its product general transcription factor IIIC subunit 1 (gene GTF3C1). Bases 13 to 6513 code for a protein of 2166 amino acids. The record is from RefSeq and is a predicted model, not a curated record. Gene Ontology annotation, cellular component: transcription factor TFIIIC complex. Gene Ontology annotation, biological process: 5S class rRNA transcription by RNA polymerase III; transcription initiation at RNA polymerase III promoter. Lineage: Eukaryota; Metazoa; Chordata; Aves; Passeriformes; Passeridae. Gene Ontology annotation, molecular function: DNA binding. The transcript is spliced from 38 exons.